Molecule: messenger RNA, 545 nt
Organism: Staurois parvus
Lineage: Eukaryota; Metazoa; Chordata; Amphibia; Anura; Ranidae
Source: the annotation of a GenBank genome assembly
UGGAAUUGUGCCCCAUCGUUGGUGUCAGUGGGGGAGGGAAUAGUGCCCCCAUCGUUGGUGUCAGUGGGGGGAGGGAAUAGUGCCCGCCAUCCGUUGGUGGUCAGGGGGGGAGGAAUAGUUGCCCCAUCGUUGGUGUCAAGUGGGGGGAGGAAUAUUUGCCCCAUCGUUGGUGUCAGGGAGGGGAGGAAUAGCUGCCCUCCAUCGUUGGUGUCAUGGGGGGGAGGAAUAGUGCCCCAUCAUCGUUGGUGUCAGUGGGGGGAGGAAUAGUGCCCCAUCGUUGGUGUCAGUGGGGGUAGGAAUAGUGCCACCCAUCCGUUUUGGUGUCAUGGGGGGGAGGAAAAGUGCCCCACGUUCGUUGGUGGGUGGUCAGUGGGGUAGGAGGAAUAGGGGGGGAUCGUUGGUGUCAGGGGUGGGGGAGGAAUAGUGCCACCAUCGUUGGUGUCAGUGGGGGGGGGGGGGGGGAGUAUAAGUGGCCCCAUCGUUGGUGUCAGUGGGGGAAGAUAUUCCCCAUCGUUGUGUCAGUGGGGGAGGAGUAGGCACAGUCA